Messenger RNA from Asparagus officinalis (garden asparagus), 2648 nucleotides. Its product is annotated as probable LRR receptor-like serine/threonine-protein kinase At1g14390. Gene Ontology annotation, molecular function: protein binding; protein kinase activity; ATP binding. The record is from RefSeq and is a predicted model, not a curated record. Gene Ontology annotation, cellular component: membrane. The transcript has 7 exons. Gene Ontology annotation, biological process: protein phosphorylation. Lineage: Eukaryota; Viridiplantae; Streptophyta; Magnoliopsida; Asparagales; Asparagaceae. Bases 273 to 2420 code for a protein of 715 amino acids.
CUUCCUCUUUCCAAGGGCGACACCCUCCCCUGUUCCUCUUCUCUCUGCUCUGUUUCACUCCAAAACUCUCUCUCUCUCUCUCCUCUCUCUCUCUCUCUCAUUGUAUUCUCCUCAAAAUCCUCUGAAAUGAUGAGAAGUUGAGAACACAUCAUCGACAUCAAGUUUUUUAAAAUCAAACUUCCUGUUUUGCAUCCAAUUCAACCUGAACUCUACAUAUCCUCAAAAACAGAGGGGGGAAAAACACAAUACCCAUUAUCGAACUCAUCGAAGAGAUGGCACCUCUACGCCCUCUCCUCUUUCUCCUCCCCUUAAUCUUAACCCAGAGCCCUCAAAUCUCUUCACAAAACCUCUCACCUUCUCAAAUCAAAACCUUGUUUCGCCUCCAACGCAUGCUUGAAUACCCUCCCUCCCUCUCUCUAAUAAACAAUGCGACCAAUUUCUGCUACCUCCCGUCCUCUCCCUUACUCUCAAUCUCUUGUUACGGUACUAGAAUCACCGAGCUCGAAAUCAAUGGCGACAGCUCAGCCCCCUUAUCUCCUUCUUUCUCUGCUGAUUCUUUCUUCACUACUCUCACUAGGCUCCCAAGCUUAACUUCACUAUCCCUUGUUUCCCUCGGACUUUGGGGGCCGUUGUCUCCGAAGAUCGCUAGACUUUCUUCCAUAAGAGACCUCAAUUUGAGCUCAAAUCACCUCUAUGGAGAAAUCCCAGCUGGGAUUUCUUCAAUGGUUAACCUUGAGAGCCUUGUUCUUAGUGGCAAUUCGUUCAAUGGAACAGUGCCUGAUCUUAGAAGCUUAGCAAACCUCACUGAGUUAGUCUUGAAGAACAACUCCUUUGGUGGUAAUGUUCCAAUUGGGUUUGCUUCAUUUGAUCAGCUUCAGAAGCUAGAUUUGUCAAUGAAUCAAUUCAAUGGGAAAAUACCCCCUUCUUUGUUCUCUCUACCGUUAGUACGCUACAUGGAUUUGUCUAGAAAUAGGUUUGCCGGAGUUCUUCCUGCAAAAUUACUUUGCGGGGAUAAUCUUGAGUUUGUCGAUAUUUCGAGAAAUCUUUUGAUGGGUGGAUUGCCUUCUUGUUUGAGUUCUGAUUCUUCAACCCGGGUUGUUUUGAAGUCAUGGAAUUGUUUGAACUCGGUAGGAGAUUCGAGGUACCAACACCCGAAAUCUUAUUGCAGUAGAGAUCCAUUAGCUGCAGUUUUACCUUCUCCAGAGAAAGAGGAAGGGUCCAAGAAGAGCAAAUUAGGCCUUAUAUUGGGAAUUUUGGGAGGGAUUGUAGCUGGUGCUGCGCUUUUGUCUUUAAUGGUGUUCUUGAUUUUCAAGAAAGCAAGACCAGAGGACGUAGGAAGUGUAAAAUUACCAAAACCCAUCACCCAAAAAACAUUGAAAACAUCGGUUCAGGUCUCUCCCAGAACACCAGCAGACACAAGGCAUAUGUCUCAAGCAGUGAGGAUUGGUACGCUCGGGUUGACGCCUUAUCAGGUAUUUACAAUGGAGGAGCUCGAUGAAGCAACAAAUGGAUUUGAGGACUCAAAUUUGGUCUCUGAUGGCCCUCAAGGACAGUUUUAUAAAGGCUGGCUCCAAGAUGGAUCCACAGUCAUGAUCAGAAGUUUGAAGUUAAAACAGAAGCUCUCACCUCAGAGCCUGACACAAUACAUGGAUGUAAUCUCAAAACUCAGGCAUGUUAAUUUGGUCAGCAUCCUCGGACAUUGCAUUCCUAGCAUCCAAGACAACACAAGCACCAACGACACCCUCUUCCUAGUUUAUGAGUCCGUUUCAAAUGGAACGCUUAAGAGUCAUCUUACCGAAUGGAGAAAGAGAGAGAUGCUGAAAUGGCCCCAGAGAGUAUCAGCAGUAAUCGGGGUUGCAAGGGGAAUCCAAUUCCUGCAUACUGUAACUAUACCUGGAAUUGUUGGAAAUGAUCUUGGCAUUGAGAAUAUUAUGUUGGAUGAAACACUGACGGCAAAGAUCAGCAACUAUAAUCUACCCAUGCUAUCAAAGAACAAGAAUAAGAAUAAUAAGGUAGGUUCAGAAAGCCCUUUCAGCACAUUGGAAGAGAACGAUCGAGGAAGUAUUCGUAGUUUAGAGCAAGGUGAAAAAGAAGACGUUCAUCAGCUGGGUCUGAUCCUCUUAGAAAUAAUGACGGGUAAACCCCCAGGAUCCAAGCAUGAACUGGAGGCGCUAAAAGUCGAGCUGCAAGAUUGCUUGAGCGAUGGCCCAUCAAAACUGCGGGAGAUCAUCGAUCCCACAAUCCGAGGCACGUUUGCUUUAGACUCCUUACAAACGCUAGUCGCCGUUGCUCUCAACUGUGUAGCAAAAGAUCACAGAGAGCGUCCAUCGAUAGACGACGUCCUGUGGAACCUGCAGUACUCUGUUCAAGUUCAAGACGGCUGGACCAGCAGCGAUAGCCUCAGCUUUCAUGGGUCAUAAUUUAGCUCACUGAGCUAUAAUGUUCUUUGUUUCGGGCUUGUUCAGUGUUUUGAACGGUAACUUGCUACCGUGUGAGAUGAUGGCAGCAGGUCUUUGUAUAUUUUGUAUCUUCUAUGUUAAGACUUAAAAGAGGGUAGUAAGAGAGAGAAAAUCUGUGGCUCUAGUUAUUAGUCUGUGAAUGAAACGCAUCCUGAAUUCAGAUAUGAAAGGUUAAUUAAUUUUAUUUUA